Molecule: messenger RNA, 1474 nt
Organism: Tachyglossus aculeatus (Australian echidna)
Lineage: Eukaryota; Metazoa; Chordata; Mammalia; Monotremata; Tachyglossidae
Gene: CREB3
Product: cAMP responsive element binding protein 3
Exons: 9
Coding region: 64-1281 (405 amino acids)
Biological process (GO): regulation of transcription by RNA polymerase II
Cellular component (GO): nucleus
Molecular function (GO): RNA polymerase II cis-regulatory region sequence-specific DNA binding; DNA-binding transcription factor activity, RNA polymerase II-specific
Source: RefSeq, a predicted model, not a curated record
UUCCCAGAAGCUCCGAGCCCCGGCGGCUUUUCCGCCGUGCUGGAGGCCGCCGAACGGGGCCCGAUGUUUGCCCCUUCCCCCCUCCCGGGGGUCGCCCUCCCGUCCCCCCUGGCCAGCGUGGAAGGGCCUCCCGGCCUGGGGGAUGGAGACCUGCUGGACUUCUUGCUGGAGGAGGCCGAGGGAGGAGGCCGCGACCCCCAGCCGGACUGGCCCCCUCUGGACCCGGAGGACGUGGAGGACUUCCUCAAUCUGCUGCUGGGCUCCCCCGACCCCCCUCCCGAGAGGGCCCAGGGCCCGGGCAACGUCCAGGACGAGCACAACUACUCUUUGGACGCCGGCCGGGCCGCCCCCGGGGUGGAAGACGUCGCCAUCGAGCUGGGCGCGUGGGGCAUUCCCGAAAUGGAAGAAGAUGCUCCGGACCCGGGGCUCCGGGUGGCCCUUCUGGGGGAGGAGACUCCACUGCAGCCUGCCUUUCCCCGACUGAUUCUGACCGAAGAGGAAAAACGGCUCCUGGAGAAGGAGGGGCUGACCCUGCCCGAGACUCUUCCCCUCACCAAGGUGGAAGAGCGGGCCCUGAAACAUGUGCGGCGGAAGAUUCGAAAUAAACAUUCGGCUCAGGAGAGCCGGAGGAAGAAGAGGGUGUAUGUUGGAGGGUUGGAGAGCAGGGUCUCGGUGUGCACGGCCCAGAACCAGGAGCUGCAGAAGAAGGUGCAGCUGCUCGAGAAACAGAACCUGUCUCUGUUGGAACAGCUGAGGAAGCUUCAAGCUCUGGUGGCUCAGACAUCAACCAAAACCAGCAGUACCAGCACCUGCGUCCUGGUCCUCCUCUUCUCCUUCUGCCUCGUUCUGUUCCCCACCAUCUACCCACUGGGGAGCGGAGGGCAGCAACAGGACUUCCAAGGAGUGUUAUCCCGUCGGCUGCGCACGGUCCUGCCCGAGCCGGUCUCCCCUCAGGAUGGCUCCGUGCCCCACCUGGAACCGCCAGCUCGGGGAAAAGAGGCAGCGUUCUCGGAGCGCGGCCUAAACCACUCACGCGGCGGCGAGCGUCCUGGGCCGACCGUGGACUCCUCCACCCCCGGCUCCCCCAGCAACUCAUCCUCUGACCCCCCUGGCCGGGGCGUGGAGCAGAUAGCCCCUCUGCAGCCCUGCCCCUCCCCUGGUGGGAACCCCUCCCGUCCUUCCUCCCCCAUGGCAGCGACCAAACAGACGGCCUGGGCUGCUACUGCCGCUACCACCGCCCCCAGCAUUGUCCUGCAGACCUGGCACUCCGAUGAAAUGUGAGCAGUCCCGGAGGGCUGGUCCUCCUCCCUCCGACACUGGUAAACGGCAUGAGCUGGCACCCUAAAUUCCACUUAUUCUUAACCGAGCAUGUAUCCUAACCCAUCCUUCUUAGGCGGGGACACCCACCAGGUUCACGGAUCAUCUUUCCCCACCCACCCCGACCCCAUCUUGCAAAUCCUGGAAAAUAAAAGGG